UAGACCUACUUGUCUAUGAAACAAGACAUACAAAUUCAGUGAAAUAUUUCGUAAAAUAAUAUUUCAUGCGAGACUUUCAAAAAUUUUUGUUCUACAAAUGCAUUGUUUAAAUAGGUUAUAGUUAGUGUUUCUUUAGGUAGUUUCAGCCACUUUUAUUUUCAUUUGAAUAGUUGUCCCAAUAAUUUACAAAUGACACUUCUAAAGUAAUUUUUUUUGUCUAAUUUUGCUUCAUCGAAAAUUUUGUGUAUGUAUUUCCAGAUAAAGAUUUAUUGUGUGUCUAACUGCUCAUGUACUGUUUGAGUAAACUGAACUUUGGUAUUUUAUUGAAUAAAAUGUUGGACAGAUAUUAGGUAUUUCACAAGAUUUUACAAAAGAGUUCCUUACUGAUUAUGAAAAUUCGAAUACUUCUUUUUAUUAGUAAAUUGAGUCCUCUUAUUUGAUCCUUAUUACAAUUUACACACUUAAAAUAUGGAACCUAUUUGUAAAAUCGAAGCUGGAAAUAGUGUGAAUAUUAAAAGAACUGAUGGAAGAGUACACUCAGCUAUAGUCUCAGGUGUCAAUUGGGAUCAACAGAGUGUGACUGUCGAAUGGUUUGAAAAAGGAGAAACUAAAGGAAAAGAGGUAGAAAUGGAUGCCAUUCUUUCUCUGAACCCUGAAUUAAAUAUGGAUAAUAUAUUACCAUCUACUCACAUGAACAAUCAAAUUUUAACUUCCACUAAAGCAAGGCUGUGUAAAAAGUUAACAGUUGAUCUUGCUAAAAUUUAG
Copidosoma floridanum is the source of this 765-nucleotide messenger RNA. RefSeq names its product kinesin-like protein 10A (gene Klp10A). Gene Ontology annotation, cellular component: microtubule. The record is from RefSeq and is a predicted model, not a curated record. NCBI's taxonomy places the organism in Eukaryota, Metazoa, Arthropoda, Insecta, Hymenoptera, Encyrtidae. Gene Ontology annotation, molecular function: microtubule binding; ATP binding; microtubule motor activity. Gene Ontology annotation, biological process: microtubule depolymerization; microtubule-based movement.